Emys orbicularis (European pond turtle) is the source of this 2847-nucleotide messenger RNA. RefSeq names its product vav guanine nucleotide exchange factor 1 (gene VAV1). Gene Ontology annotation, cellular component: cytoplasm. Gene Ontology annotation, molecular function: guanyl-nucleotide exchange factor activity; protein binding. Lineage: Eukaryota; Metazoa; Chordata; Testudines; Emydidae. The record is from RefSeq and is a predicted model, not a curated record. Gene Ontology annotation, biological process: regulation of GTPase activity; intracellular signal transduction; cell migration.
AUGGAGCUGUGGAAGCAAUGCGCCAACUGGCUGAUCCAGUGCCGGGUGCUGCCCCCCAACCACCGGGUGACCUGGCCCGGCGCCCAGGUGUGCGAACUGGCUCAGGCCCUGCGCGACGGCGUCCUGCUCUGCCAGCUUCUCAACAACCUAAUGCCCCACGCCGUCAACCUGCGGGAGAUCAACCUGCGGCCCCAGAUGUCCCAGUUCCUGUGUCUCAAGAACAUCCGCACCUUCCUCUCCACCUGCUGCGAUAAGUUCGGCCUGCGCAAGAACGAACUCUUUGAAGUCUUCGAUCUCUUCGACGUGCGGGAUUUCGGGAAGGUGAUCGAGACCUUGUCGAUUCUCUCAUGGACUCAGGUAGCUCAAUCCAAAGGGAUCAUGCCCUUCCCCACCGAGGACAGCGUCGCGGACAACGACAUUUAUGGUGACCUUUCGGAUCAGAUUGAUGACACGGUGGAGGAAGAUGACGACCUGUACGACUGCGUGGAGAAUGAGGAGGCGGAAGGAGAUGAAAUCUACGAAGACCUGAUGAGGUCGGAGCCGGCUGUCAUGCCACAGAAGAUGACAGAGCUGGAUAAGCGGAACUGCUGCCUUCAAGAAAUCAGACAGACGGAGGAGAAAUACACAGACACACUAGAAUCCAUCUACCAGGAAUGCUCCCAGCGAGCCAACAAUGGGCGCUUCACCCUGCGUGACCUGCUGAUGGUGCCCAUGCAACGGGUGCUGAAAUACCAUCUGCUACUGCAGGAGCUGGUGAAACAUACGGUGGAGCCGACAGAAAAGGAGAACUUGCGGCUGGCGCUGGAUGCCAUGCGGGACCUGGCACAGUGCGUGAACGAGAUCAAGAGAGACAAUGAGACCCUGAAACAGAUCACCAACUUCCAGCUUUCCAUAGAGAAACUGUCACAGUCCCUGGCUCAGUAUGGGAGGCCGAAGAUUGACGGGGAGCUAAAGGUCACCAGCUCUGAGAAACGCUCCAAGACGGACAGGUACGCCUUCCUCCUGGACCAAGCCCUGCUCAUUUGCAAGCGGAAAGGGGACUCCUACGAGAUGAGGGAUUUCAUCGACCUCCACACUUACCAGAUCCGGGACGACCCCUUGGGAGAAAAGGACAAUAAGAAGUGGACUCACAUGUUCCACCUGAUCUGUAGUUAUGGGACCCAGGGCUACGAGCUCUUCUUCAAGACGCGAGAGCUGAAGAAGAAGUGGAUGGAGCAGUUUGAAAUGUCCAUCUCCAAUAUCUACCCCGAAAACGCCACGUCCAAUGGCCACGACUUCCACAUGCACUCCUUCGAGGAGAAUGCGUCCUGCAAAUCCUGCCAGAUGCUGCUCAGGGGCACGUUCUACCAGGGCUAUCGCUGCAGCCGAUGCAAAGCCCCAGCUCACAAGGAGUGUCUGGGCCGGGUAUCCCCCUGCGGGAAGUCGAGCUCAGAUUAUGGGUCUACGCUGAAAAAGAAUAAAUCCAACCGACACACGCAGGAGAGAAAGAAGAACGAACUUGGGCUGCCCAAAAUGGAGGUUUGCCAGGAGUAUUACGGGCUGCCCCCGCCACCCGUGGCAUUUGGCCCAUCGCUGCGACUCAGCAUGGGGGACAUUGUGGAGCUGACCAAAGCCGAGGUGGAGCAGCUCUGGUGGGAGGGCAGAAACACAUCCACGAAUGAGAUCGGCUGGUUCCCAUGCCAAAAAGUCAAACCGUAUGUGUGUAAUCCUCCCCCAGAUUUUUCUGUUUAUCUUUGGUACGCGGGACCUAUGGAGAGAGCAGAGGCGGAGCAAAUCCUCACGAACCGUUCAGACGGCACGUUCCUGGUGCGGCAGAGGGUCAAGGACGCGGCAGAGUUUGCCAUCAGCAUCAAGUUUAACGUAGAAAUCAAACACAUCAAGAUCCUGACGUCGGAGGGGCUGUACCGCAUCACGGAGAAGAAGGCGUUCAAAGGACUCAUAGAGCUGGUGGAGUUUUACCAGCACAACUCCCUGAAAGACUGCUUCAAAACCCUCGACACCACGCUGCAGUUCCCGUUCAAGGAGCCCGAGCGGAGGGCCAUCUCCAGACCUCCCGCAGGAGGACUGAAGUACUUUGGGUCGGCGAAGGCUCGCUACGAUUUCUGCGCGCGGGACCGGACGGAGCUGACGCUCAAGGAGGGCGACAUCAUAAAGAUCCUGAGCAAGAAAGGGGCAGCAGGGUGGUGGAAAGGGGAGAUCUACGGCGGAUCCCUAGGCCCAGCGCCCCCUCGCCCGGACACCUCCCCCGCAGAUCCCUACGCCCGGCGCCCCCUCGCCCGGACACCUCCCCCGCAGAUCCCUACGCCCGGCGCCCCCUCGCCCGGACACCUCCCCCGCAGAUCCCUACGCCCGGCGCCCCCUCGCCCGGACGCCUCCCCCGCAGAUCCCUACGCCCGGCGCCCCCUCGCCCGGACGCCUCCCCCGCAGAUCCCUACGCCCGGCGCCCCCUCGCCCGGACGCCUCCCCCGCAGAUCCCUACGCCCGGCGCCCCCUCGCCCGGACGCCUCCCCCGCAGAUCCCUACGCCCGGCGCCCCCUCGCCCGGACGCCUCCCCCGCAGAUCCCUACGCCCGGCGCCCCCUCGCCCGGACGCCUCCCCCGCAGAUCCCUACGCCCGGCGCCCCCUCGCCCGGACGCCUCCCCCGCAGAUCCCUACGCCCGGCGCCCCCUCGCCCGGACGCCUCCCCCGCAGAUCCCUACGCCCGGCGCCCCCUCGCCCGGACGCCUCCCCCGCAGAUCCCUAUGCCCGGCGCCCCCUCGCCCGGACGCCUCCCCCGCAGAUCCCUACGCCCGGCGCCCCCGGACCCGCUAUGCCCAGCAGCCCCUGCCCAGAGACCCCUCCCCCUGA